Carassius auratus (goldfish) is the source of this 580-nucleotide messenger RNA. RefSeq names its product E3 SUMO-protein ligase PIAS4-like. The transcript is spliced from 3 exons. The annotation marks the transcript as partial. NCBI's taxonomy places the organism in Eukaryota, Metazoa, Chordata, Actinopteri, Cypriniformes, Cyprinidae. The record is from RefSeq and is a predicted model, not a curated record.
UGUCACAGGUCACGUGACUCUCUGACUGAUGACGUACGCUCGCUGCUAGAGGCUCGAUUCUGGCGUGAUUCCACGCUUUUACGCGUUUUAUAUCUAUCUACGUUUGCUGAUUCUGUCUGAUCAUGUCCACAGAUGUGUUGGAAGCCACAGUGAUGCUGGAGGCCUUGCGUGUGACCGAGCUUCGUCUUCUGCUCUCCAAGAUGGGCAAGAGUAAAAGCGGCCUGAAGAAGGAUCUCAUGAAGAGAGUCGUGGAUCUGCUGCACAAUGAAUGCAAUCCUGAGCUUCUGUCUGCUGUCCGGGAGCUGCACAAACUCCGACAGGUUUCCAAAGACGCCCGCAGGAGCUCAAAGCCCAGUCCUGUACAAAUCAUCUCCAUGCCGGCGUGUGUCUCGCCCGAGAAUCUCCAGUCACCCGUAUCGGUCUCUACAGAACCUCAGAUGAUCAAACUGCCCUUCUACCAGACGCUGGACACCAUCCUGCCACCGGCUCCUCUGGUGCCCAUGUUUGAAGGAGCCAUGCAGAACUCAGAUUUCUUGUUUCAUCUCAGUGCGAGUCAACAAGCUCAGAUCCAGAACAGCAA